This is a messenger RNA of Moesziomyces aphidis, 1755 nucleotides long. NCBI's taxonomy places the organism in Eukaryota, Fungi, Basidiomycota, Ustilaginomycetes, Ustilaginales, Ustilaginaceae. The record is from the annotation of a GenBank genome assembly.
AUGCCGGGAAUCUCCAAGAAGCCGUCCUUCUCGCACCAGGACAGCGCGCCCUCGAGCCCGUCCAAGAAGACAGUGCGGUUGGCCGAGAAUCCGCACGUGUCGGCAUUCCUCUCGCCCAAGUCGCGCAUCUUUACCGGCGGACAUGGCUACCCUGGUCCCCCCGGUCCCAUGGCGCGCCAGAGCUAUGCAUCCGCCUCGGCUGUGCCCGAUGCAUUCUCGGUCAACGGCAAGCAGUUGACGCCCGACGAAGUCGCCCAAAAGAUCGCCUCCAUGCUCAAGCCCGGUCCGCCCUUCUUCAGCCGCGUCUCCAACGCAGACCUCAUCGACUUUAUCUCGGACGGCAGCAUUAUGAACUGCGACAAGCUUCGCGCGGCCGCAGCGGCGGUCGAGGAACGCAAGCAUGCCAACCGCGCCCUUACGGCCUUCGUCCCCUCGGGUACCGUCGUUCGUCGUCGUGCCGAGGAGGAACGCUGGACGGGUGUGGGCACGGUUUGGUCGUCGCUCGAAGGUCUGCCUGCCGGUGCAUCGUGGGGUCAAAUCCCCACUACCGGAUCCACCCUCAGCGUACGAUCCCAGUCGGGCGUCGAGGAUGACGGCAUGUGGAACGCCAUCACGCUCAGCUGCGAUCUUGACUGCACCACCGUCGAACUCGCCAAGAGCGUCGUAGUCCCCACCCAGGUGCUCCACAACAACCACUUUUUCAACGGAAACGCCGACUCGCUCUUCCAAGACAUCGGCGCCGGCAUCAAGUUCAAGUUCGACAGCCUCACCAGCAAGACCUCGCUGCGACACAAGCCGAGCUCGUCCAACCUGGGCGGAGGGUCCAAGAUCAUGCCGAGCUAUCUGUCGCUUUCCGCCUACACGGAUCCGAACAAUGCCUUCACCUCGUCGGCAUUCGAACUCAAGUGGCCCAGCUGGAUGCCGUGGGUCAAGAAAUCCACCAACCCCGAGACGGCUGCACCGGAGACACCGGUUGCAGGAGGCCAGAAACGUGUCUGGGUCCCCAGCUCGACCAAGAUCUCGAUCCACGCCUCGUGGUGGGGUUACAAUCUGUAUCUGCCACAGCCCGUGCUGGAUUCGCUAGACGGCGAUGUGGACGAGGCCGAAAAGGUGGCGAACCUGAUCAACAAGUGUCUGACCUACAUCCUCAACAAUGUCCCCGCCGGUCUGCCCAGUGCGUUUGGCGCGGUGAUCACCAUCCUCAAGGCCAUCGCUCCUACCACGGGCUAUAUUUCGACGUUCAUCGGUUGGAGUUGGGAUACCAUCAAGAGCUUCAACAAGGGUCAGGGCGUCGUAUUGAGUGCCACCUGGAUCCUGCCUGUCGCGCUCAUUCCUAGAGCUUGGGACGCUCCCACCAACCCCAACUCUGCAACUCCCACUCCCACCGAUCCUACCGCUACACCCACUACCCCAACUACACCGGCUGCACCGAGCGCGCCGGCUGCACCGGUCUCUGCCACUCCGGCUGGCGGUUCGGGUUCAGGCAUGCCGGUCACCGCUCAGGAUGUAACUGAUCCGGAGAGUGUUCCGCUUCCGGACCCAAACGUACCUGCUGUGCCCGCUCCAGGCGCUACGCUGCCACCCACCAACCCCAGCACGGUCAACGUCGACCUCUCGCCGCCUCCGGCCAACGACACCGCCAACGCCACCUACCCCGGCGAUGCACGCGGCCGCGGCGGAGACCCUUCCACCUCGGGCCCCAUGGGCAACACCCCCGCCCCCGCCAACCAAACCCCCAUCGACGCCGAGUCCUAA